Messenger RNA from Anguilla rostrata (American eel), 729 nucleotides. RefSeq names its product myosin-IIIb-like. Gene Ontology annotation, biological process: regulation of actin filament length; positive regulation of filopodium assembly; sensory perception of sound. Gene Ontology annotation, molecular function: microfilament motor activity; ATP binding; protein serine/threonine kinase activity. NCBI's taxonomy places the organism in Eukaryota, Metazoa, Chordata, Actinopteri, Anguilliformes, Anguillidae. Gene Ontology annotation, cellular component: stereocilium tip; photoreceptor inner segment; filopodium tip. The record is from RefSeq and is a predicted model, not a curated record. The transcript is spliced from 3 exons. Bases 244 to 717 code for a protein of 157 amino acids.
AGCGGGGCCAGCCCUACAAACGCGAAUGUCUGUGGGUGACUGGCUGACUGACUGAAUGAUGAAGUUACACCAUUGGUCGCCCGAGUUAUGAAGUUACACCAUUGGUCGGCCAGAUCACAUGUGUUAGGUCCAGCCAUAUACUAGGUUUUAACCUGGUCUUGUUUUCUACAGCCUAUGGUACAUCCUCAUCUUCCAUUGCAGUGGUAGACCACUGAAAUUGGCAGUACACCAGCCACAAAGCUCAUGGCUCUUAAAUGGACCGAAAAGAGGAGGUCACUGUAUGGACUGUUCCCUUAUAAAUCCAGUAUGAUUGGACUUGAAUCUCUGGCUGACCCAUCAGGAGACUGGGAUAUCCUGGAGACCAUUGGGAAGGGAACCUAUGGGAAGGUCUACAAAGUAUGCAACAAAAAGAAUGGGAGUAUUGCAGCUGUAAAAGUCCUUGACCCCAUCAAUGAUGUUGAUGAGGAGAUUGAAGCAGAGUACAAUAUCCUCAGAUCUUUGUCCAAUCACCCCAAUGUAGUCAAGUUCUAUGGCAUGUUCUACAAAGUGGACAACUACUCUGGGGGACAACUCUGGUUGGUUCUGGAGGUGAGAUCCUUCACCUUUGCACCGUUGUUGACUACACUGGGAGUCCUGUGCUGUGGUCUCUUUUACAUGUGUCUGGCAGAGGAACAAAUAAAACCUUGCUGUGCCACUUGUGCUCCAUUUUGUAAAUGAGGUCUAUUCAGU